Vitrella brassicaformis is the source of this 1787-nucleotide messenger RNA. The record is from the annotation of a GenBank genome assembly. Lineage: Eukaryota; Vitrellaceae.
AAUAAUAACAGAAAAACAAAGUGACUACCGUGUACCCUCCCGCACCCCGUGUGUGUGUGUGUGUGUGCAAAAAGGAUUCGAUGGAAAAUACAGACAGAAAGAAUAACGGAAACGCAGGCAGGCCACACAGACCGUACACACAGAUGCAGCCAAGUUGGGUAGGUAGGGGUGGGCCACACACAGACACACACACACACACACAGACACACACAGACACACACACAGACAGACAGACAGACACACAGACAGACAGACACACAGACAGACAGACAGACACACAGACAGACAGACACACAGACCGUACACACAGACGCAGCCAAGGUAAGUAGGUAGGGGUCGGCCACACACACACGCACAUACAGCGAAGUGAUAGGAAAACGAGGCAAUCGAAAACUUACUUGACAGCGCAUGAAAGCUCAGGAAUCAUUUCAUCUACCGAGCACGGGACCGCCCAGGCGAUACACGCCGGCCGGUGCUUUGCACUCGGGCCACACACACAGGACGUCACACACGCGCAUCACUAUAAAGUCACACACAAAUGAAUUUGCAAUGCACACAGGCGGCACGCUGUCUUGGUGCCUGUGUGGUGUGUCUGGGUCGGUCCGUCUAGGCGACCAUUCUGCGAGAAACAGACAGACAGACAGAGCACAUACAUCAUCCAUCUGGCGGUGCUCUGCCCUGCCCCGCCCUGCCCUGCUGACCUGCGGGCAUCCCGCGACACUUCAUUGGCCACGGCAGCGGAGAUGUCCUGGAAGAGCCGGUAGAAGUCCCUGACGCGGAAGUCGGCGACGUCGUGGAUCCCCUUGACGUAGUUGCGGCUCGUGAGAUAGAUGCGCUCGGGGGGGAUUUGGAUUGCUGGCACGCCAGACUCUGCUGGUGGGUUUGCGGCCUUGGAGAUCACAUUGGCGCGGGCGGCCUCGUACGUCUGCUCAGCCGUGGGAGGCUCCUGGCCUGCGUCCUCAGCGUCGGCAAUGGCGUUCUCGACGGCGUUGUCCAUCUUGCUGCGCACAACGAGCACAGGGACGCGAUGACGAGGGCACUCCUUGUAGAUCUGACACGAGAAGACACACACGGAGACAGAGACACGGAGAGAGGGGUGACAGUCCAGAAAAGAGCCCUCCCGGUCAUGUGCUGACCUUGUGGUCAAUCGCGCGCAACCGAUCGGCGACGACGAGCAGGACGAUGGUGGCGUAUCUGAUCCCAAUCAUUCGGGGAUAUGUAUCCUCGGGCACAAGCAACGUCCCUGCCCCUGGGCAGAAGCGACAGAGAAAGGAUACACAAACUCUCCUCUGUUUCUCUGUGCCCCCCGUCUCUCUGCUUCCUUUGCCCCGUCACUGCCCGCCCACCCGGUGUGUCGAUCAUGAUAGCCAGGUGGAAGAGUGGGCUGGCCUCGGCGAAGGUGUAGACGGUGGGUCUCUCCGUGCACUCGCCAAGAGCACUCACAGCGGCCCGCGCAACAGUGCGGUCUCCCCUGCCCAGCGCGUGGACAUUGCCGAUAACUUGCAUGAGCAGGUUGAUCAGCUUCGACUUGCCGGUGCCGCAGGCCCCGCAGAUCAUCACCUGUGCCCUGUUCGGGUGAUCCUUCAUGGCCUGCUUCUGGUACUCGGUCCUCGGAUAGUCCUGCUCGAACUUGCGCUUCCUCUCCUUUUCCUCGGCGAGGGCCUUGCGGGCUCCCUCAUCUUGCGCGGCAAACAAUUGUUGCUCGUGACGGCGCUGCAGGUCUGCCUCGUUCUGAUGACGAUUGGGUUUCGCCAUCUCUACGGCCCGUCCGAGCCGCGAGUUUCCCG